AUGGAGCGGUCCAGCAAGCUAGCAGACCUCACCCUCGUCUCCAAGUACUACCCCGUCGCCAACUACUCCUACCCGCGCAACGACCAUGCAUCGCGCUGCAGCACCAGGCUGUCCACCGGCAGGUCCGAGAGGACGUCACUGGGAUCCGAGGGCUCGGCACCGGGUUUGAUCGACGACCGCACCGACUCGGAGGUGUCGGUGGACGACGACUACCAGUGGCAUGCCAACAUGUCGGAGUUGUGGGAUAGCUUCUGGCCUCGAGAUGCCGCGACGAAGCCCAUGGAGGAGGCAACGAUUCACCCGAAGAAGCAGUAUCCCGCCUUGAUACCGUCGCCGCGUAACCGUCGGAGACGGCAGCCGUCUCCCAACAGCCGGUGUCCGGCGUGGCCGCUGCCGGAUGGCUCGCCGCGAGAACGGAGCAGAAAGCCGGCGGCCACUUACACGGCCUCGCCGAAGCCAAAGCCUGCCAUCACCUACAGCCCCUUUCCGAAACCACCAAAGCCCACGCCUGCUUCUCAGCGCAUAAGUCGCCAGGCAUCUAUCUUUAAGCCGACCUCAAGGCCAGUUCUGCGGCCGGUGCGCCCCCCGCGCCCCGAUGACGAGCUCCUCAUCGACUGUGUCCAGCCGCCGGCCUCAGCUCCAGCCAUUAUCACUACCUGUGCCGUCGGAGAUCGCCACUCGCGGCAAGAGGCCCCCCUCUCACCAACCAUGGACUGGUCCCCUAUCGUCCAGCGCCAGACCAGGUCUCUCGACGAAGGCACCAACCGCCCCAUGACAGCAAACGCCGGCGUCUACUCGUCCAACGCUCACUCCGCCACACAUCUACCUCUCUCCCCCUGCCAGGCUCCCAAGUCACGCGCGCCACGACACUUCAAGUCCAUGGCCCAGCUCGUCGCGAAGCCCCUGCCCCCUCUCCCCGCGACGACGCGACCCGUAGAGCCAGAGCCUCACUCCGUCUUCGAGGACGACUCGUCCGACGACGACGGCGAGCGGGAGAACCGCCGUUCCUUUUUCCGCUUCCACAAGCGCUCCGACAGCGAUCAGCGCCAUACAUCCAAGGCGCCAGCUUCAUCGCAAGUCACGCCAGCGCGGCGCCGGGCGCGCGCGCUUACUGCUCCGUCGUCGCCCACGCGGCAGCAGCCGGAUCGCUUGUGCAAGCAGGAAACGCCUGGCCGGAAGAAGCAGGGACCAGAGGUGUUUGGCCGCAUGCUGGGACGGAGGAGCAGAUAG
Messenger RNA from Purpureocillium lilacinum, 1230 nucleotides. RefSeq lists its product as uncharacterized. Lineage: Eukaryota; Fungi; Ascomycota; Sordariomycetes; Hypocreales; Ophiocordycipitaceae. The record is from RefSeq and is a predicted model, not a curated record.